Molecule: messenger RNA, 3052 nt
Organism: Anoplopoma fimbria (sablefish)
Lineage: Eukaryota; Metazoa; Chordata; Actinopteri; Perciformes; Anoplopomatidae
Gene: lef1
Product: lymphoid enhancer-binding factor 1
Exons: 11
Coding region: 447-1526 (359 amino acids)
Biological process (GO): canonical Wnt signaling pathway; regulation of transcription by RNA polymerase II
Cellular component (GO): beta-catenin-TCF complex
Molecular function (GO): RNA polymerase II cis-regulatory region sequence-specific DNA binding; DNA-binding transcription factor activity, RNA polymerase II-specific
Source: RefSeq, a predicted model, not a curated record
GUGUGUGUGUUGAUUGAAACACUGGUGAUGAGAUUCUAACUCGUGGUUCGUUUCCUUUUUUUUUUAUUUUUUUAUUUCAGUCCUCAUGACAUUGAGGCGUUCACUGGACUCGCGUUCUGAGCCUUUAGAUCUCAAGUUUUUCGGGUGUGAGUGUUCAGUCCUUCUAAUUUAACCCGUGAAGAAGAGGACGCCGACAGCCGCCUCACUCCUCCUGUUGCUCCGGUUAAAAACACACCGGCAGCGUGCUCUCACGCCGCUUCCUCCCCGAGUGACUCACGGUGAAAGAGGGAGACGGUUACUCACUCGGUUCGGGGGGAUUUCAGUGGGAGUUUUCCCCUCUCUGUUAGUUUCGGACAGUGCUGGCGUGCGUGUGCGUGCGUGUGUGUGCGUGUGUGUGUUGUCUUUGGUUAUAUUGGUGAAACAAACCGUACAAAACAAAUCCAAAAAUGCCACAGUUAUCAGGCGGCGGUGGAGACCCGGAGCUGUGCGCCACGGACGAAAUGAUCCCGUUCAAAGACGAGGGAGACCCGCAUAAGGAGCAGAUCUUCGCCGAGCUCAGCCACUCGGAGGAAGAGGGAGACCUGGCAGACAUCAAGUCAUCUCUGGUCCACGAGUCGGAGAGCAGCCCCAACAGCAACAGCCACGACGCAGCUAGACAGUCCCAAAUACCGCAAGAUUCAUAUCAUGAAAAACACAGAGACCAUUUGGAGGAUGGCAAACUCCACGACCUGUACAGUAAAGGGCAUCCGUACCAGGGCUACCCGGGCUACAUCAUGAUGAGCAACAUGAACGACUCCUACAUGAACAAUGGCUCCCUUUCGCCGCCCAUGCCCAGAACGUCCAACAAAGUCCCCGUGGUGCAGCCGUCCCAUGCAGUCCACCCACUCACCCCACUGAUCACGUACAGUGACGAGCACUUCGCCCCAGGUCCUCACCCCCAGGAUAUGAACAACAAACAAGGAAUGCCAAGGCAUCACCACGGACCAGACAUGACCAACUUCUACUCCCUGUCUCCUGGAGGAGUCGGGCAGCUCACGCCACCGCUGGGAUGGUUCUCACACCACAUGGUGCCCGGCCCCCAAGGUCCCCACGCCACAGGGAUCCCCCACCCGGCCAUCGUCAACCCACAGGUCAAACACGAGCCUCCGCAUGAAACAGACAUCAUGCACAUGAAACCCCAGCACGAACAGAGAAAGGAGCAGGAGCCUAAGAGACCGCACAUCAAGAAGCCGCUAAACGCCUUCAUGCUCUACAUGAAAGAAAUGCGUGCGAAUGUGGUCGCCGAGUGCACGCUGAAGGAGAGCGCUGCCAUCAAUCAGAUCCUGGGACGAAGGUGGCAUGCUUUAUCUCGGGAAGAGCAAGCUAAGUAUUAUGAGCUAGCCCGCAAGGAACGGCAGCUCCACAUGCAGCUCUACCCAGGCUGGUCCGCUCGAGAUAAUUAUGGAAAGAAGAAGAAGCGGAAGAGGGAGAAGAUGCAGGAAUCAGCCCCAGGUACAGGCCAGAGAAUGAAAACGGCGUACAUCUGAGAAUAUGGAGGAAAACGGAACAAUUUCUCCACAUGCAAAGCGAAGGCAGCAGCUACGGGCCCUCUGCUUGAGAUGGAGGCCUGUUAGAUUCCAUGAAGACCCUUAAAUCUCCAACCUGACGCCUCCAGUUCUCAGAGGAUACCCACCCCCCACCCCCUACACCCAUCUCUCCCCUAACCCCACCUAACCCCUACUCCCCUUUCCUUCAACACAGUCACAUGCCACCACCUCCACCGAAAACACUUCACUGUUUGACUCCACUCCCGUCCUGAAGGCGCCCGCUGUGGAGACACUGAAUUGAACUGAACAAGACAAUCAUGAUUAGUAGGAGCACCCUCACGCAACCACGUUCUCUCACCGAAAAAAAAACCAAACAAACAUCAAUUUGACGUCUGUGUUUUGUCAGUUUCCUUUCACAAUCAGCUUUACUGCAAUCCCAGAGGCACGGCACUGAAAAACAGCAGCAAUUUUGAUGUGCGCACAAACUUCUCCACUGCACCGCCCGAACACCUGUCUCCAAGUUACUGUAAGUUAUUUGUCACCUCGGUUCCUUUGUAUAGUUCAUUAGGCCGACAUUCACUCCCCUGAACACCCCCACACACCCCCAUUCUCUCCCUCUCUCCCUGGAUUUUUGCGACCAUUUGGGGUUUCGCCCGACCGACCAAACACCUCUUUCUAGACUGCACUAAGGAAGCCGGAGGAAUCUCAUCCUGUCUACGAAAAACGUCCUCAAGACGCCAUUUUAGUUUGUUGCUGACCAGUUGGUGCAAAAAAGGAUCAAUGUUUUGAUUUGCUUUUCAUUUUAGACUGAAUUUGAUUUUGAAUGCUUUUUUGUAUCUUGAACCCUUGUUUCAAUUUCUCGGUGUAUAUUUUAGUGAUUUUGUUUUUUUUAAAUAUUGUUUUUUUUAUAUAGUGGUAUAUAUGAAAAUAAGCUUUGGACACAGGAAAGCCAUUUUUCUUGUUGAAGCAUCUUGCAGAAAAUUGAAACUUAAGGCUUCUUUUGAUAACUAUUUGUAACAAAUAGUGACCUCGAGUCUUGCUCAGAUGUAAAAUAAUGCUCAGUAUGUGUACUUUUUAAAACUGUCAGGAUAUGUCAAUUUUCUUGGUAUUUUUGCAGGCAACAUUAGGACAAAGGCGAGAGUGACGGCUCAGAGGCCUAUAUUUUAUUGUUCUAAAACAUGACAAAUGAAGCAGAUAUAUAUAUUUACCCCAGCACUUGGCAGUCUUUCUUUUAUUGCAAUGGACCUUCGUCUUUUCUCUCUGGUAGCUAAUAGUGUGGUCUUUAGCCAUGUUGUUUAUUCCAUGCAAGCAUCUCUGUAACAUUAUGAUUUCAAUGCUCUAUUUUAGUAUUACUUGAUGAAUUCCUUUUUUUUUUUUUUAUUAUCAUAUUUCGGGUCACUGUCAUCUUGGACUAGCAUUUUGCUUCCCAAGUGGUCAUAUUUGAACUGUUUCAACAUGUUUCUGUUUUUUUUGUAAGAAAAAUAAAAAAGGCACCAUUGGCUCAUUUGAUCACUUGUGUGGUGGAA